AUGGAAAAUUCCUCUAUUAAUUCAUCAAUGAAAAAACCCUUCUCUUCCAAAGGAACAACAACGAGAAGCAACGGCUCGGAUGAAGAGAGCGGGUGGACUGCUUACUUUGAAGAUUAUUAUUAUUAUGAUCAGCAAAGCAGUCACUGCAAUUCUAGUUCUAGUUGCCGCGGUGUUUCCAUCUCGGGCGCGGCGGCGGUCAGCGUUUCGACAUCGGGUACUUCGAUAAAAGCUCCGACGAAAUCAAGGUCUAGAAAGACGAGAACCAAAGAGAUUUGUGGGGAUGAUUCCUUGGAGGAUACUGCUAGUUCUCCUGUCAAUAGUUCCAAGGUUCUUGACGUGAAAACAAACUAUAUAAAUCCCAGAAAGAGAGAUGAACAAACCGGCCGUAGCUGUCCGGUGAAGAAAGGUUCGCCAGAGAAAUAUUCAGAAAAGAGAGUUUAGCUCCUUCGACCAUGUUAGAUAG
This is a messenger RNA of Hibiscus syriacus, 463 nucleotides long. RefSeq names its product vascular-related unknown protein 1-like. The transcript has 3 exons. The coding region runs from base 1 to 441 and encodes 146 amino acids. NCBI's taxonomy places the organism in Eukaryota, Viridiplantae, Streptophyta, Magnoliopsida, Malvales, Malvaceae. The record is from RefSeq and is a predicted model, not a curated record. Gene Ontology annotation, biological process: xylem development.